GGUAUACCAAUUGGAUUUUUUCUGUGUCCUAAGACUUCUCAUGAUGCAGAGCUCAACUUUUCCAAGCACGGCAUACUUCUAGCAAAUAUCAGUGAAUGGACCAACUGCAUAGGACCACGAUGAACAUUGAAGUAAUGCCGUUCCAACGUCCCAAACAAAAAAGCAGAACAUAGGCUCCAUCUCAGGCCAGUUUGGGGGUUGAGUUGUUCCCGGCUGGUUUCCAGUGUCGGAUUCCUUGCAGUCUGUGUCAACCAGCGGAUGGUUGAUGGCCUGAACAACACUCGCCAACGACGACAGUGUUUCAAGAGAAAUCUGCAGGCACAAAUCCGGACACGGAAAUAUUGCCAUAUGGUCAGUUUGGGUGCAGCUGGACUCCAUCAUCGGAGGCAUCAGGAGAGAUGAGGAAAAUAGUGGGAUGUUCCCCUGCGGCAUUCGUAUGGCGUGUUGGCGGCUCCGUAGUCAAAUGCGUUGUACGGCUCAGAAGAUCCCCGUAUGAAGCGGCGUUUGUGAGGUUUGAGCCUUUUGGUGUUGAUUUUGGCGUCUGUUUUGAUCUUCCUCCAUCGCUAGCGAUGGCUGGAGGAUUGAGCCCGCUUGCUUUGCUUCCAAGAGGACCGGUCGUGGGUGGAUUCUGUCCAGAGGCUGGCGUCUUACCCGAAGAUGGGCCAACAAUCUCCGCUGCCCCGGUCGGAGUACUUUUAAGGAUCAUAUUUCUAGGACGGGUUUUGAUGUUUCCUUAUUCAAAGAGUGGCCGCAAGUUGUCGUCAAAAAAAUAGUAGGGUGAAGUGACUAUGCUGAAACUUUUUAGUAGCGUUAUGAUUUCUGUAGUGGGGUGACGGCAAGUAUUUCUAGACAGGCGACCGAGGAAAUCAGCAGUUUUGAACUGCAAAGUGGCUAGGGAAAGUGAUGAAUAGGUGCUCAUCGACAGGAGGACGCUGAACAAGAGUCGCAAAAAUAGGUAUGCUUAGGUCGGUAGGCUAUUCAAGGC
This is a messenger RNA of Ilyonectria robusta, 985 nucleotides long. RefSeq lists its product as uncharacterized. The record is from RefSeq and is a predicted model, not a curated record. The transcript has a single exon. Lineage: Eukaryota; Fungi; Ascomycota; Sordariomycetes; Hypocreales; Nectriaceae. Bases 399 to 773 code for a protein of 124 amino acids.